This is a messenger RNA of Etheostoma cragini (Arkansas darter), 1440 nucleotides long. It is a transcript of the gene enkur, whose product is annotated as enkurin, TRPC channel interacting protein. NCBI's taxonomy places the organism in Eukaryota, Metazoa, Chordata, Actinopteri, Perciformes, Percidae. Gene Ontology annotation, molecular function: calmodulin binding. The transcript is spliced from 5 exons. Gene Ontology annotation, cellular component: acrosomal vesicle. Bases 302 to 1072 code for a protein of 256 amino acids. The record is from RefSeq and is a predicted model, not a curated record.
AAUAUGAGUUGUUAGGGAACAGUGGGUGCUCUAAACCAAAACACAGUCCGUGAACUUUACAUAGGGACUGCUCGGAAACCUUUAAUUUAUCGCUUUACCAAGGUCCUGAAAUGCAACAUUUGCUCAACCAGUUGCCUAGCAACUAUACAGUAGCGUGUUGUCAAACAAAUCACAAGAUCAUUUUUAGCGUUAGCUGACGUUAGCUCAGUCAAGUUAACUAACGUUAGGUAACGCUAGUUAGCGUUAGGUGGACUUAAUUCCCGUAUAUUUAAAAUCAUUCGCCAGUUUGAACUCCUUUAAAAUGUCUAAAGUUGUGUACCCACCAGAAAGCGUCUACAAUCUAAUUCCAAAGGAAGAGGUUCAUACUAAAAAACCGCAAAGGUAUAUUUCCAAGUAUCGGCCGGCAGUUGUUUUUGAGAAAAAGUCGGCCAAGGAUGCAAUGAGGACGAUGGGACCAGCAAAAGUAGAGGUGCCUUCCCCAGAGAAAUACCUCAAGAAGCAUUCAAAAGAGCCCAAAUUUCCUGAAAAGACACAGUUUUCGAAUGAGGGUCAUAACACCUGCACUGUGAAGAAACCAGCCGUUCCUGCGAGAACAGACAACCCACUAAUGGGCAUUCAAACCAAGAGAGACUUUAUAAAGACAGCUACAGUGGUGCCAAUGAAACCUCAGCCUACCUGGGUGGACACCAGCAAGGGACACAAGCAGCUUCUUGAGAAUUCAGGACUUGUCCCCAAAUACAUCAAGAAAAAGCACUACGGAGAAGUACCCGUGUACCUGCAGCAGCGCAAUGAAGAAGAGCAGAGAGCUCAGGAGGAGUAUAACAACUACGUGAAAGAACAGCGGGAGCACGGAGCCAUGAACCACCUGUCUGAUGAGGAUCGAUUAGCCGUCCUGGAGGGGCUGAAGAAGAACUGGGACGAGCUGCACCACGAGUACCAGGGCCUCUCACUCGUCACGGACAACCUGUCCAAGAAGUCCCAGAAGCAGCGCCUCGAAGCGGCGAUGAAGCAGCUUGAGAACGACAUCAACCUCUUUGAGAGGUUUAAGACCAUUUACAUACCCAAUAACUAAGACACAAAGAAACUGGAUUAAAUCAGAUGUACUGCAUGUCUUGAGACCCCCACCCUUACUUCAAAUACCAAAAGAACGUUAGUAGAAUGGAAUGAUGUUUUUGUAUAUUCUCAUUAUCUGUCACAUGAACAAUGAAACAGUGCUAAAACUCCAAAGCCCAGGUAACAGCAAAUUAAAGAAUCAUUCCAAAUUACUGUCUGGGGAACAUGUAAAUUAGCUAGUCUUUGAUUGAACAAAUGCAAUUCUUAGGUCUACUGGUAAUCUUUUUAAAGUAGUGUACUCUUUCAUUAAUAUUACAUUAGUUUAAAGUAAUAUUUGUAGAGAUAUUACAUUUUGAGCUUGAGAAAACCAACAAUUAUUUCUGUGUU